AGACCCCCGGGGGGUGUUGUAGAUUCCUGGGUGAUAUCUCAGACCCUGGGUGAUAUCCCAGUGCCCAGGGGGUGUUGUCACCCCCUCCCAUCGCUGUCCCCCCUCCCCCAGGCCGUGGCCGUGCACUGUGCCCUGGGUUUGGGCCGCACUGGGACCCUCCUGGGCUGUUACCUGGGGAAGCUUCGGGGGCUCAGCGGGGUCGAGGCCGUGCGGGAAAUUCGGCGCCUCCGGCCCGGCUCCAUCGAGACCCCCGAGCAGGAAGAGGCCGUGAUUCGCUUCUGUGACAACCUCAGGGCUGGGAAGGACCCCGAGGACCCCUGAGCUGCUCCCCCCUCCCCCACCCCGGACAAGACCCCCGGAUUUGGGGGGGAAGUUCAGCCCCUCCCCCAAUAAAGG
Messenger RNA from Myiozetetes cayanensis, 396 nucleotides. It is a transcript of the gene DUSP23, whose product is annotated as dual specificity phosphatase 23. The record is from RefSeq and is a predicted model, not a curated record. Gene Ontology annotation, biological process: cilium assembly; protein dephosphorylation. The transcript is spliced from 2 exons. Gene Ontology annotation, molecular function: protein tyrosine phosphatase activity. The annotation marks the transcript as partial. Lineage: Eukaryota; Metazoa; Chordata; Aves; Passeriformes; Tyrannidae.